AUGGUGUUUUUCCUUCCGCGGACAAACCGUCGACCAUAUGGCUAUAUCCAAUCCGGGGAGCAAACCACGACACUACGGGCACGUCUGGGCCACGUCUGCCUAUCGCUUCCUAUAUCACGCCCUGCUUUUCUUAUCCUCGCCACUUUCACGCUUUCCCUCACCACCGUUGUGCUCACCUUCCGCAAUUACUCGAGCUGGGACACACCUCUACCGCUAUAUGUCGUUUCAGGGCCCCAUGGCACCGUAUACGAUCCUUUUGUCCGCCCCUCAGCAGCAGACGCGAUCGCCAACACCACCGUUCGGCCGAUUCAAGCACAUUCACGAAUACCCGACGUGUGCUUAGAGGAAUGGAUUGCGUAUGGGAGAUGGCGAAACUGGUGUGUCCGCGUGCCUCUAGAAGAGUCGCACAUAGACCUCGUCUCCAUCUGGGUCAAUGGCUCCGACCAUUAUCACUCACAGUCUCGCGACGACCUCCUUGCAGCACUCGACUACCAGAACCAGACAAAGAGUGCGCGGUUCAGACAGCACGACGAACUGCGCUAUUCUUUACGAUCUGCCUUCAAGAACACGAAGAGCUGGGCACAAAGUGUUUGGCAUGUCAUAACUGCGGAUGUUCCUGACCCAGCCGCGGAGUCGACAGCACAGAGGUUGGGUUUGGUUCCCCAAUGGAUGGACCUGGAAACAUCUUGGACGGGAGGGCUCAAUGGCGAGCCGCCAGUCUAUCUUUACCACGGCAUCCAGAUAUUUAGGAUGACAACCGAGCCGGGACGGACACCUAGUCUUGAUGAGGUAGAUGAAUGGCGGAGUAAGGUGCUUCCAACCUUCAAUAGUAUGGCCGUUGAGUCGCAGUUACCCCACAUGGAUCCAGACAUUACGUCGGAAAACAUUGUUUACCUCAAUGACGACCAGUUUCUGGUGCUUCCGCUCCCGCCCUCGGCAUUCCACACGCCUCUUUACGGCCCCGUCUUCCGAUUUGUACCCGGCUUCAUGAUUGAUGGCGAUCCGCAUGCGGGCAAAGUAGAUGGAGGCGGAGAAUGGCGGUCAUUAGGCUUUACAACACUUAUUCUAGACCAGCGAUUUGGCGUCCGGCAACGCGCCUAUGUUGAGCACAAUGCUCGGGCUUUGUCGCUUCCCUUGAUGCACGAAGCCGCGCUGGCGUUUGGCAAGAAUUUCGCAGAUACAGCGCGCAGUCAGUUCCGCGGGUCACAUACCACGCCUGGCGAGUACGAGGUCAACACGGUAUAUGCAGCGACACACUAUGUCGUAGAGAGGCAUCGGGAGGCGUUGUUGUGGUCAUGGGUAGUUGGAAAGUGGGGCGGGGAGGAGGGCGUUUUGGAUGCGCGGUUGAAGGACUUCAUGUGGUCAGAACUGGGGGGAAAUGAAGAGGAUGAGUUGAACAGAAAUGCUUCUGUUCGAACGACCAACGGCGAUGUCAGGCUUAAUAUGCGUGCUACUGGGUUGCAGCAGCCGCAAUCGGAGCACCCUGAAAAACGAGCCAAUACCACUUACAUCUUCGUAUCGAUGGACGGCUUUGCAUCGAAUUACGCUUCUCGGCCAGCAGAGUUUGCUAUGCAGCGCAGUGACUGCAUUGGUCAGAUUGAAGAGCGGGCUUGGGAUGUUUUCAGAAGACUUGCAGCCGAGAAGACACAUUGUGGUGAUGCAGUCAUCCAAGCGCUGACCGACCGUUCUCCUCGCGGGCUCGAUAUCUUCCUACCACCUCGCACGUCCAUGGCACCCGUCUCCCUUCCCGCAAUUCUGCCGCUUGUUAUUCCCCAUGAUCCACCGCCACUGCCCACAAACCCGCGCAUCUUUGCUGUGCGCCUCAUCCAUCGCUACUCCUAUGCCAUCGGUACACUUUCGACGCAGUUCUUUGGCGUCGAGUCCGCCGAGCAAGCGCGGCUAUAUUUCAGCUGGUUGCCCCGUGACCUAGCGCUGCUUUGUGUGAACGACGACCUGGCCGACGACGUCGAGAACAUCACACAGGGAGAUGCGGCCCUAAGCGAGUUCUUUGAAGGGCGGUGGCCGGUGCCGCUGGAUUAUGAACGGAAGCUGGAGGAGGAAAAGUAA
Mycena indigotica is the source of this 2067-nucleotide messenger RNA. RefSeq lists its product as uncharacterized. Bases 1 to 2067 code for a protein of 688 amino acids. Gene Ontology annotation, molecular function: UDP-N-acetylglucosamine-lysosomal-enzyme N-acetylglucosaminephosphotransferase activity. The record is from RefSeq and is a predicted model, not a curated record. Gene Ontology annotation, cellular component: Golgi apparatus. Gene Ontology annotation, biological process: carbohydrate phosphorylation; N-glycan processing to lysosome. The transcript is spliced from 8 exons. NCBI's taxonomy places the organism in Eukaryota, Fungi, Basidiomycota, Agaricomycetes, Agaricales, Mycenaceae.